CCCUUUCCUCUUCCUCCCCCGACCUAUCUCAUGCUCCGAUCUACCCAAGCUCCGACCCGACCCAAUGCGGCUAUAGAAAAUAUCUCCAGUCUAUCACCGCCGUGCGGCAGCUGAGGACCACCGCCGAGCGGCCGCUGAGGACCACCGCCGACGCCUCACACCUGCAACCCCUCUUCCCCUGGUCGCCCCCCAACCCCGCCACCUCUCGCGGCCCCCGUCCCCGUGAUGUCCCGGUGGGCGCCGGAGAUCAAGGUCUAUAGCCGCAGGAACCCCCGCAAAAACCCUAAACCCCCUCCAGAAGACCCUACCCCAAAUCCCAAUCCCCCUCCAGAACCUAGCCCCGACCCCAAUCCCCAUCCAGAACCUCGCCCCAUUCCUAAUUCUGACCCUCUUGAGCAAACCCUAGCCUCGUUUCGUCGCUCGAUUCGUCGCUCGGAGUCUGAGGAUGCUGUGCCGCCGCUGUCCGAUCCGGCCGCACCGACUUCCCCUUCCCCUCUUUCUCCCACAUCGUCGCUGCAUGGGGCACCGGCUGCCGCCUCCGGCGAUUUCUCCUCCGGCCUUGCCCGGGAUGGUGCCGUCGUUCCAAACGGCCAUGCCGACAUCGACGUCCGGGCGGCCGCGGAUGACAAGGCUCGGAAGCGCAGGGUCCGGAGCGAGCUGCGUCGGCAGCUUGCGUCAGAGCUCGACCAGGUACGCGUGCUCUCCAAGCGGCUCAAGGCGGCUGGUGAGGCCUUGGCAGUUGAGGCAUCCCAGCCCGUACCUCGGCCACCGCCUUUGCUCACUGCUGGGUAUGUGCACCCCCAGUUCUCAGGCAGUGAUGCUGUAACGCCGGUACCAGCCCCAGUUACUGCUUCUGUUCCUCCUGUCCGCUCGUUUCUGCAACGCCGACCGUUAAUUGUGCCAGAAGUUCACAUAGAAUCGCUUGACAAGGAAAAGCGAACGCCAAAGGCCAAUCAGCUUUACCAAAAUUCAGAGUUCUUGCUUGCCAAAGAUAGAAUACCGCCAUCAGAUUCACAUGGCCGGAAGAAAACCAAGCACCACAAGAAGAAACACCGUUCCUCAACAGGUGCAGGUUACAACGCUGAGCAGCGACUCUACUCCCAUGCAUUUAAGAAGUCUUCAUCGCUGCUGUGCCGACUAAUGAAGCACAAAUUUGGGUGGGUGUUUAACAAGCCUGUCGAUCCUGUUGCACUUGGGUUGCAUGACUAUUUUGCCAUUAUUAAGCACCCAAUGGAUCUUGGCACUAUAAAGGGGCAGCUUACCCGUGGGCAUUACAGGGACCCAAAGGAGUUUGCUAAUGAUGUACGGCUAACAUUCCAUAAUGCCAUGACGUAUAAUCCCAAAGGGCAGGAUGUGCAUUUCAUGGCUGAGCAAUUGUUAGGAAUUUUUGAAGCUCAGUGGCCUGAGAUUGAGGCCGAGGUUGACUACCUUGCGUCAUGCCCACCUUUGCCGAAGAAGUUCCCACCUCCCCCGAUUGACUUGCGCUUACUAGAGAGGUCAGAUUCCUUAAAGCCCCAUAUGGCGCUGGACUCCAAGUCAAGGCCGAUAAGUCAUACUCCCAUUAGUGUCCGCACUCCAUCAUUGAAGAAGCCGAAGGCAAAGGAUCUGGAUAAAAGAGAUAUGACGAUAGAUGAGAAGCGUAAACUUAGCAAUAACCUUCAGAACUUGCCUCCUGAAAAGCUUGAUAUUGUUGUGCAGAUCAUUAAGAACAAGAAUCUUUCGGUAAGGCAGCAUGAAGAUGAGAUUGAGGUUGAGAUAGAUAGCAUGGAUGCAGAGACACUUUGGGAACUUGAUAGAUUUGUUGCCAACUUCAAGAAGAACCUCAGCAAGCAAAAGAGGAAGGCUGAGCGUGCAAUGCUUGCAAGGCAAGAUGUGGAGUUGCGUGCUCUGCAUGCUGCACAACAAACAAGUCAACAACCUAAUGUUGGUGAAAAAUCUCCAAAGCUAAAUUUGAUGGUGAGCGAGCAAUUAGCAACUUCUGUGCCAGACCAAAAUAAUAAUAAUGGGCCGAGUGCCAGUAGAUCUAGCAGCUCAAGCAGCUCCAGCAGCGAUUCAGAUUCCUCUUCUAGCGACUCAGACAGUGACAGCUCUUCUACAGAUGGAUCAAAUGCUGCCAAUUCAUCUUGAGAAAUAGGUUCAGGACUUGGUCUAAUAGACAAUAACUGUCUAAUUGUAUUUGGCAUGAGAAUGCCUUAGUGAUUGUACAUGUUUGUCUCGUCUCUUAGGUAUCUCCUCUUAAGUAGCUGCUGUGAUGUUAGAUGAAGGCAGUAUUUUACCAAGGUUUGUUUGUUCCCUAGCUGAAGGAAAGAUAACCUGGCUCUGGAAUUAUGUAGCCUGUACAUUAGACGCACAUUGAGCAUUAUGUUUAGGAAGGUGAUUGUUGAGCAUUAUGUUUAGGAAGGUGAUUGUUGUGUCUGCAUUAACAAGCCAUAUUGUCCUGUUUAUUCAACGGUUUUGGCAGUGUUUCAAUAUACCAGGUGUUGUUCUUACUGUUA
Hordeum vulgare subsp. vulgare (domesticated barley) is the source of this 2495-nucleotide messenger RNA. Its product is annotated as transcription factor GTE4-like. Gene Ontology annotation, molecular function: protein binding. Bases 226 to 2127 code for a protein of 633 amino acids. Lineage: Eukaryota; Viridiplantae; Streptophyta; Magnoliopsida; Poales; Poaceae. The record is from RefSeq and is a predicted model, not a curated record. The transcript has 5 exons.